AUGUGGGAAGAAGAUGAUUUGGAUUCCUCAGUAGAGCCUAAACUGGAGAGCAUCAAAGCACCAGUUGACGGCCAUUAUUACACCAUGUACCACGGCACAUCAAAAGAGGCUGCACAGAACAUUAAGAAGAAUGGCUUCAAUCCAUCCAGUGGUGGUAUGCUGGGGCAGGGGGUUUACCUUAGCCGGGAUCUGCAGAAGGCCAGCCGCUAUCCUUUGAAUCUGCAUGAGCAUGAGAGGGCUGUCCUGAAGGUGGUGGUAAAUGUAGGCAAGGUGAAAAGGAUCGACCGCCAAGGUCAUCCCUUGCAGAAGACCUGGCAUUACAAUGGGUAUGACACAGCCUGGUGUCCUCCAAAGUGCGGUAUGGUCCCCAGUGGUCUGGAAGAAGACUGCGUGUGGGAUCCCAAUAGAAUCAAAGUCUGUUGUAUUAUUGAGCCAAAGCUUUGGGAAGAUGAUGAUUUGGAUUCCUCAGCAGAGCCUAAACUGGAGAGUUUCAAAGCACCGGGUGACAACCAAUACUACACCAUGUACCACGGCACAUCAAAAGAGGUUGCACAGAUCAUUAAGAAGAAUGGCUUCAAGCCAUCCAGUGAUGGUAUGCUGGGGCCAGGGGUUUACCUUAGCCGGGAUCUGCAGAAGGCCAGCCACUAUCCUUUGGAUCUGCGUGAGCAUGAGAGGGCUGUGCUGAAGGUGGUGGUAAAUGUAGGCAAGGUGAAAAGGGUCGACCGCCAAGGUCAUCCCUUGCAGAAAACCUGGCAUUACAAUGGGUAUAACACAGCCUGGUGUCCUCCAAAGUGCGGUAUGGUCAGGAGUGGUCUGGAAGAAGACUGCGUGUGGGAUCCCAAGAGAAUCAAAGUCCGUCGUAUUAUUGAAAUGUCUAGGUCUAGGAUGUGGGAAGAAGAUGAUUUGGAUUCCUCAGUAGAGCCUAAACUGGAGAGCAUCAAAGCACCAGUUGACGGCCAUUAUUACACCAUGUACCACGGCACAUCAAAAGAGGCUGCACAGAACAUUAAGAAGAAUGGCUUCAAUCCAUCCAGUGGUGGUAUGCUGGGGCAGGGGGUUUACCUUAGCCGGGAUCUGCAGAAGGCCAGCCGCUAUCCUUUGAAUCUGCAUGAGCAUGAGAGGGCUGUCCUGAAGGUGGUGGUAAAUGUAGGCAAGGUGAAAAGGAUCGACCGCCAAGGUCAUCCCUUGCAGAAGACCUGGCAUUACAAUGGGUAUGACACAGCCUGGUGUCCUCCAAAGUGCGGUAUGGUCCCCAGUGGUCUGGAAGAAGACUGCGUGUGGGAUCCCAAUAGAAUCAAAGUCUGUUGUAUUAUUGAGCCAAAGCUUUGGGAAGAUGAUGAUUUGGAUUCCUCAGCAGAGCCUAAACUGGAGAGUUUCAAAGCACCGGGUGACAACCAAUACUACACCAUGUACCACGGCACAUCAAAAGAGGUUGCACAGAUCAUUAAGAAGAAUGGCUUCAAGCCAUCCAGUGAUGGUAUGCUGGGGCCAGGGGUUUACCUUAGCCGGGAUCUGCAGAAGGCCAGCCACUAUCCUUUGGAUCUGCGUGAGCAUGAGAGGGCUGUGCUGAAGGUGGUGGUAAAUGUAGGCAAGGUGAAAAGGGUCGACCGCCAAGGUCAUCCCUUGCAGAAAACCUGGCAUUACAAUGGGUAUAACACAGCCUGGUGUCCUCCAAAGUGCGGUAUGGUCAGGAGUGGUCUGGAAGAAGACUGCGUGUGGGAUCCCAAGAGAAUCAAAGUCCUGGAAGUCAGUGCAGUACCAGAAGAUGAUUUUUCUGAGGACCACCUGCCAAGGCUGGAGAGCAGUGCUACACCAGCUGAUGGAGGUGUCUACACCAUGUACCAUGGCACCUCAAGAGCGGCUGCAGCCGGCAUUCUGAAGACAGGCUUCAGGCCGUCCAGUGGUGGUAUGCUGGGGCCAGGGGUCUACGUUAGCCGGGAUCUGCAGAAGGCCAUCAAGUACCCUUUGGGACUGUCUGAUCAUGAGAGGGUUGUUUUGAAGGUGAGGGUUGAGGUCGGGAAAGUGAUAGCAAUCAACUACCAAGGCCACCCCAUGCAGAAGACCUGGCGUACCCAUGGAUAUGACACGGCGUGGUGCCCUCCAAACUGUGGCAUGGUGAGGAGUGGUCAGGAGGAGGACUGUGUGUGGGAUGCCAAACGUGUCAAAGUGCUUGGGAUUUUGUCUUUAAAAUCCCCCAAAUUGUGGGCAGAAGAAGAUUUCGAUACAUCAGCAGAGCCUAAACUGGAGAGCUACAAGCAACCAGGUGACGGCCGAUACUACACCAUGUACCACGGCACAUCAAAAGAGAAUGCAGACAGCAUUCUGAAAACAGGCUUCAAGCCAUCCAGUGAUGGUAUGCUGGGGCAGGGGGUCUACCUUAGCCGUGAUCUGCGGAAGGCCAGCCGCUAUCCUUUGAAUAAGCCUGUGGGUGAAUGCGCUGUCCUAAAGGUGACAGUAAAUGUAGGCAAGGUGAAAAGGAUCGACUGCCAAAACCAUCCCAUGCAGAAGACCUGGCAUAAAGAGGGGUAUGACACAGCCUGGUGUCCUCCAGAUUGUGGUAUGGUCCCCAGUGGUCUGGAAGAAGACUGUGUGUGGGAUCCCAAGAAAAUCAAAGUCCGUCGUGUUAUUCAGCCUCAGCUGGAUCUUGUCAAGAUGUGGGCAGAAAAUGACUUUCCUCCACCAGGUCAGCCUCGCCUUGACAGCUUAGUUGCACCCCUUGAUAAUAAAGUCUACACCAUGUACCAUGGCACUUCAAGAAAGGCUGCAGACAGCAUUCUGAAGACCAACAGUUUCAAGCAGUCCAGUGGAGGUAUGCUGGGGCCAGGGGUCUACCUGAGCCGGGAUCUGCAGAAGGCCAGCCGGUAUCCUCUGGAUCUCCCUGAGCAUGAGAGGGUUGUAUUGAGGGUAAAAGUUGCUGUCGGGAGAGUGAUAGCGAUCAACUACCAAGGCCACCCCAUGCAGAUGACCUGGCAUGCCCAUGGGUACGACACGGCAUGGUGCCCUCCAAACUGUGGCAUGGUGAAGAGUGGUCUGGAGGAGGACUGUGUGUGGGAUCCCAAUCGCAUUGAGAUCGUUAAUGUCAUUCGCCCACAGGUGGAAGAUGAUUUUCCUGAGGACCACCUGCCAAGGCUGGAGAGCAGUGCUACACCAGCUGAUGGAGGUGCCUACACCAUGUACCAUGGCACCUCAAGAGCGGCUGCAGCCGGCAUUCUGAAGACAGGCUUCAGGCCGUCCAGUGGUGGUAUGCUGGGGCCAGGGGUCUACGUUAGCCGGGAUCUGCAGAAGGCCAUCAAGUACCCUUUGGGACUGUCUGAUCAUGACAGGAUUAUUCUGAAGGUAAAGGUUGAGGUCGGGAAAGUGAUAGCUAUCAACUACCAAGGCCACCCCCUGCAGAAAACCUGGCGUGCCAAAGGGUACGACACGGCGUGGUGCCCUCCAAACUGUGGUAUGGUCCCCAGUAAUCAGGAGGAGGACUGCGUGUGGGAUGCCAAACGAGUCAAAGUUCUUGGGGUGUUUUCUCCAAAAUCCCGACCUACCGGUAAUAGAUUGUGGGAAGAAAAUGAUUUCGAUACAUCAGCAGUACCUAAACUGGAGAGCUACAAGCAACCACUUGACAAUAAUUACUACACCAUGUACCACGGCACAUCAAGACAGUAUGCAGACAGCAUUAAGGCGAACGGCUUCGAGGUAUCCUUUGAUGGUAUGCUGGGGCAAGGAGUCUACCUUAGCCGGGAUCUGCAGAAGGCCAGCAGGUAUCCUCCGAAUCUGCCUUUGGAUGAGAGGGUUGUCCUGAAGGUGACAUUAAAUGUUGGCAAGGUGAUAAAGAUCGACUGCCUAGGUCAUCCCAUGCGGAAGACCUGGCGUAGCAAUGGGUAUGACACAGCCUGGUGUCCUCCAGAAUGUAUGGUCCGCAGCAGUCUGGAAGAAGACUGCGUGUCGGAUCCUAGCCGAAUCAAAGUCCAUCAUAUUAUUCCGCCAAAUCUGGAUUUUCUUUUGGUCUAA
Molecule: messenger RNA, 4002 nt
Organism: Sardina pilchardus (European sardine)
Lineage: Eukaryota; Metazoa; Chordata; Actinopteri; Clupeiformes; Clupeidae
Exons: 6
Coding region: 1-4002 (1333 amino acids)
Cellular component (GO): cytoplasm
Molecular function (GO): NAD+ poly-ADP-ribosyltransferase activity
Source: RefSeq, a predicted model, not a curated record